UUCUGGACUGAACAGAUAGAUCCUUAAUGCUGGGGAUGCUUUAGGUCUGUGUAGGCCCGGAGGAGCCCUGGCUUCCUCCCUAAUCCUACGAGAAUUCUCCUCCGAGAGGUUUGUGGCUCAGAGGGGAGAGGCCGAACUUCUGCUUUUAGUUUGUGUCCUGGGAACUUUGGCUCCUAGGAAAGUGUGGGGGUACUUUGGAUUCUGGGUUCCACUUGGUCUUGGAGUCAUGGGUUUUUUUUUUCUUUGAGACCUCAUCCCGCGUGCGGGGCAUGGCCAUGAAUGUCUACAUGGGGAUUGCCACGUUGUGGGCAACGGGGGCAGUUAGCUUUGAAGCAGAACUAGUGAUCAGAAACGUGAAGGGAUGUGUCAUAUAGCGGCCGGGGGGCUCUGGAGAGGUUUUGGCAGAGCCAAAGGGGACGAGCGAGUGAGCCAGUCCGAGUCUCGGGGAGUGUGCACCAGGCGGGGGCCCGCAGGUGGGACAGUGCUGGGCAUCCUGGGGGUGGGGCGAGGAGGCCACAUGCCCUUGGCCCGUGGUCUGGGGGCUGUCGGGGGCAGACAGGAAGGCCAGGAACUCCUUGCCAGGACACCUCCUUCCAGUGCUCUGCACGCCCCCCCCCCAGUGCCCCAGUGUCUGCAGGUGGCCCUCCUGUCCCAGUGGGAGGCCCAGCCAAGCCGCUAAUCCAUCCCCACAUUAAUGCAUUUGCUUGGAGGAGAGCAGAUUAUUGGGGGGGGCCUCCGGCCUGCCUCUGGGCACAUUCGGGGUGGGGGGGCGCCAGGGGCUUGCGCAAUGGGCUCGGGCCUCACCUUGAGCUGCUGGAGGCUGUCGCCUGGUUUAUCGGCUGCUGCCCGGGAGAUGCUCCGUUCAGUCAUGCCUCCUGAGAUCCUCACGGGGUGGGGGGUGGUCCAGUCCUGCAGACGCUGGGGCGCACCGGCUUGCAGUUAAGGUCUGGAAGCCUGGGGGAGGCGGGAGGAGCUUUUCUUGGCCACCCACCCAUGAUGUGAAUUUGGGCACGGGUCUUCUCUGGCCCCCGGCUUACUGAUCGGGCCUCCCGGGUGAUGGGACCGUGAAACACAAUGGAAUUUGGUGGGUCUGGGGUUGUCCAUUGCUGAGGGAAACCAAGCAGGGGAUGUCAUGGUACAGGGACCGAAUGGGGUUCUGCCUGGCGGUCCUGGCCCGGGUCGGCCCUGAGGCCUGCCUCUCCACCCCCACCCCGGCCCACAGGCCCCUUCCGCGCUGCCUGCCCACGCUAGCUGGCCCCCAGGCGAAGAGGCUGUCGGCCUCCAAGCGAAAACAGCAUUUCAUCAACCAGGCUGUGCGGAACUCAGACCUUGUGCCCAAGGCCAAGGGGCGGAAGAGCCUCCAGCGACUAGAGAACACCCAGUACCUCCUAACCCUGCUGGAGACAGAUGGGGGCACAGCCGGUCUGGACGACGGGGACCUGGCACCCCCAGCAGCACCGGGGAUCUUCGCAGAGGCCUGCAGCAAUGAGACCUACGUGGAGGUCUGGAAUGACUUCAUGAACCGCUCUGGGGAGGAGCAGGAAAGGGUUCUCCGCUACCUGGAGGAUGAGGGCAAGAGCAAGACGCGGAGGAGGGGGCCAGGCCGUGGGGAGGACCGAAGAAGAGAGGACCCGGCCUACACACCCCGUGAUUGCUUCCAGCGCAUCAGCCGGCGUCUGAGAGCCGUCCUCAAGCGGAGCCGCAUCCCCAUGGGAACGCUGGAGACCUGGGAGGAGCGGCUGCUGAGGUUUUUCUCAGUGUCUCCCCAGGCCGUGUACACGGCCAUGCUGGACAGCAGUUUCGAGAGGCUCCUGCUUCAUGCUGUCUGCCAGUACAUGGACCUCAUCUCAGCCAGUGCGGACCUGGAAGGCAAGAGGCAGAUGAAAGUCAGCAAUCGGCACCUGGACUUCCUGCCCCCGGGGCUGCUCCUGUCCGCGUACCUGGAGCAACGGAGCUGAUGGCAGCCCCGCCCCUCCCCGCCACCCCAAGCCGAGUACUGAGUACUUACGGACGUGCUCUUGCCUCUGGCGGCUCUCACUCUGGCCCCUUCCCUGUCCACCUGUCCCCUUAAGCGCUGGGGGCUGGGGCCGCGCCGGACUGGCCUGGCCUUGCCCCUCCGGCUCUGUAUUGCAGCCAGGAGACCCGGCCUGGUCACCUCCGUGUUCCUUUCUUCUGCUUUUCCAGCCCCGUUUGAAGCCUAAGCGGGGAGUGAGAGGCUGGGUUUUUUAUCACUUUUAAUGAAUUUGGCAUGAUUUGUUGUACAUUUUUUAAUUUCCCUUUUGGGAAGAAAAACCAAACACUUGCCCCAACUGAUAAAUGGGGGGCUUUGUUCUAGUCCCUGCUUUAACCCCCCACCCAGUUUUUUGCUUGGUUGGUGGGGGGGGGGGUCCCUAGGGCUCUGCCCCUUUUUCCAGGAGUGUUCUGUCGUGUGUGCGUGUGUGUGUGCGCCUGUGUGUGCGUGUGCCCUGCAACCCUGGACAGAAGCUACAUCUUAGAGGCUGAUCUUACCACCGUUUGGAAUGUGUGUUCUCCCCUGGUGGCUUUUGGUGGCUCUUGGGGCCCUCUCUGGUCUACACACCUCCUCCCUUCAUACUGGGGGAUUGGGACUUCCAGCCAGAAGCCUCUGCCCUCGAACUGCCCCAUUCUCCUUGCCGUGUCUCCUUGCUCCCUCCCCCAUCUGGCUCUGGCCUGUUGCCUUGGGGUGUCCUUACACUGGUCACCCCGGCAUGUCCCACAGGAGCAGAGCUGGGGGACACCCCUCCCGUGUGUGUGGCUAGUUGUGCUUUGGGAAAAGUGGAGAAUUCAAUAAAUUUCUGGUGCUCUGGUCACCA
Messenger RNA from Enhydra lutris kenyoni (northern sea otter), 2831 nucleotides. RefSeq names its product R3H domain containing 4. NCBI's taxonomy places the organism in Eukaryota, Metazoa, Chordata, Mammalia, Carnivora, Mustelidae. The record is from RefSeq and is a predicted model, not a curated record. The transcript is spliced from 7 exons. The coding region runs from base 1128 to 1958 and encodes 276 amino acids. Gene Ontology annotation, molecular function: nucleic acid binding.